Molecule: messenger RNA, 2578 nt
Organism: Echinops telfairi (small Madagascar hedgehog)
Lineage: Eukaryota; Metazoa; Chordata; Mammalia; Afrosoricida; Tenrecidae
Gene: LAD1
Product: ladinin 1
Exons: 10
Coding region: 21-1985 (654 amino acids)
Molecular function (GO): structural molecule activity
Source: RefSeq, a predicted model, not a curated record
GGCCGCUGGGGCUCGGCAGCAUGUCGGUCAGCAGAAAGGACUGGUCCGCGCUGUCCAGCCUGGCCAGGCAGAGGUCCAUAGAGGACGAGGAAGAGAGGGAGCGGGAACGCCGCAGGAGGCAUCGCAACCUGAGCUCCACCAGUGAAGAGUCUCCCAAGCUCACCCAGAACGGAGACCGGCUCAAUGUGGACAGACUGCCGAGCGUGGGGGAAGCAGAGGCCCUGACCCCACCACCCCAAGUCUCCAAAGACGAGGACGAGGACUACCAGGCCAUCCUCCGCACGAGGCAGGAGCGGCGGCAGCGGCGGCGGGCGGUGGAGUCUGCGCACGCGCACGCGCCCGCCCGGGGUUGGCUGGAGGCGGAGGAGGGCGGAGCCGGCGCCGGCGCCCCGCCCCUCACGCUGCAGGCUCCGGCGGAGGAAGCCGACGCCCCUGCGCGCCGGAGUCGGAGCCGAGAGUCGCGCGGCCUCGGGGCCCGGCAGGACGAGCGCUCCGCCGACGGAGAGCCAGGAGAUGGGGGCAAGGGGCUCCCCGAGAAGCCCUCCCUCAGUCCCGAGAAGACGGCCCCGGGGAAGAACGCGGAUCCGGAGAAAGGCCCCCUCACAGAGAAGGGCCCUGUCUCAGGGAAGCGCUCCUUGGUUCCCGAGAAGACCCUAGCGUUCGAGAAGCAGUCGGCCUCCGAGAAGACUUCCCUCCCGGAGAAGAGCCCAGUUUCAGGGAAAUCCUCCUCGGUUCCCCAGAAGACGUUGGCCUUUGAGAAGAGACUGGGCGUGGAGAAACGCCCCCCCUCAGAGAAGAGCCCCGUCUCCGGGAAGACCUCUGUGUCAGCGAAGGCAUUAGCGUUUGAGAGGCGAUCCGCCGCAGACAAACCCUCUCCCUCAGAGAAGAGCCCAGUCUCAGAGAAAACCUCCAUUCCAGAGAAGACGGCCGCCUUUGAGAGGCGAUCCGCCUCAGAGAAGACGUCCAGCCCCGAGGAAGCACCCGUGUCGGAAAAGACAGCUGCCCCAGAGAAAAGACCUGUCUCAGAGAGGAGGCUGGGUUCAGACAGAACCGAGAAGACGCCCACUGCAGGGAAAACCUUCGUGUCAGAGGAGGCCGCGGUCUCCGAGAAGAAAUCGGCUCCAGAGAAGACGGGCCCCUUGGAGAAGGCAUUGGCCCUGGAGAAAUCAUCCAGCUCGGAAAGGAGAUUGGUGUCGGAGAGAGCAUCCAUUUUUGAAAAGACCCAGACCUCAGAGAAGACCACAACCCCAGAGACAAAGCCGACCCUCAAGAGGGCAGUAACCUCUGAGCAGCCCCAGACCAGGGAGCAGCUGGCUUCCGCGGGGGUCCAGCCCGCCACCAAGGGGCAAAGAAGGACCCUUUCUGAGAAGAGCCCCCCUCCCUCAGCAGAGCCAAGGGAGCAGGGGGAGCCAAACUCUUCCACUGUGGCUUCCCGCCUCCCAGCCUUCACCUUCCAGGUGAAAAUCCCCAGCAAGGAGGAGGAAGCAGACACAACCUCACCUACCCAGGUCACCUACAGCAGCUCCCUCAAACGAUCCAGUUCCAGGACCAUCUCCUUUCGGAUGAGCCCGAGGAAGGACAACUCGGAAAUGCCCUUAACCCGCAGUGCCAGCGUGAGGCUCCCCUCUAACUCAUUCAAGUUAGGAGAGAAACUGGAGAGAUACCACACGGCGAUACAGAGAUCAGAAUCGGUCAAGUCCCCAGGCUCCUCGCGCACAGAGUUCUUUGUGGCCCCCGUGGGUGUUGCCAGCAAGCGCCACCUCUUUGAGAAGGGGCUAUCCAGCCAGAGUCCAGCAGAACCAGCCUCCAGCAGGAAGGAUAACUUGAGGCUCUCUGGGGUAGUGACGUCAAGACUCAACCUGUGGAUCAGCAGGACUCAGGAGUCUGGCGAACUGGACUCCCAGGAGGUGCAGAAGGAGGCGGCAGCCACCAGGAGGACCCAGUGGGGGAAGAAGUCAGAUACCCCCCUGGAUGCUGAGGUGUGACGAGCUCUGCCCAGAUCGACCUGCACGUCUGCAUCUCAAGGGCCUGCCACAGGCCAACCUGCCCCUGCAGCAGCAUCCCUGCUCCUCACCACCCUUGUCCCCUCCUUCCUGCCUGGGAGACUUGGCCAGCACCCUGUCCGUCCAGCCCUGGACCAGUGCCACCCUGUACCUUCUUGUCCCGCUGCAGGCACAGCCGGUCCCUGAGCUUGCCAGGCUGGGAUCCAGUGCCAGCCCCAUCAGUAUCUUGUUCAGAGUUGUCACCUCCUACCUGCUCACCCUCAGAGCCAGGGCAGGGCCAUCUCAGGAAGUCUAGGGUCACCUGCCCCCAGCAGGUACCUGUGUCUUUGUCUCUCCCUCCCUGAAGCCCAGGCCCUCUCACCCAUCCUGGGACUACUCCCAGCCCACCAAGGCCAGAUGACUACAGGGUGGGGAUGGGGCAUUCACCAUCCAAGCACCCCAUCUCCCUGCUGUGUCUUCCCCUGCCCUCCCCAGCCUGCUGCCUGGGCCAGGAGCCCUGUGCCCUCUUAUGUACCCCUUGCCCUCUUUGAAGAAUCUGUUCUCAGGAUGGAGCUGAUAAAACUCAUGCACUCUCA